AUGAAUCGUUUUACUGAUAUUGAUUGUUCAUUUAAAAGAUUAACACCUGUUUAUGGUUUUCUUAGUGAAGAACUAGUUUCAAUUGAAAAAGCAUUAGAACCAAUAGAAUCUCAAAUUGCUAAUUUACCAUAUUAUAUUAAAAUAGCAAAAAAAUAUUGUCAUUAUCCAUCAGAACACGGUUUAACACGUGAUGAAUCAGCAUCAAUUUAUGUUUAUACAAUGGAAUGGGGUAAACAAACUUUAUAUCGUGUUUUAAAUAAAAUUUUAAGAAAUGAAGAUAGACAUUUAUGUAAAAUCUGGUUUCCUUAUUUGAAAUUAUUUGAUACAGCAUUAAAUAAAUUACCAACUGUAAAAGAAAUUGUAUGGCGUGGUAUUACUGAAGAUAUUGGAAAAAAUUUUCAUGAAAAUCAAAUAAUAACAUGGUGGAGUGUUAAUUCAUGUUCAUCAAAAGUUAGUGUUAUCAAAGGAUUUCUUGGAAAUAAGAAAAAUUCUACGACGUUUUUAAUUGAAGUAUUGAAUGGUAUAAAAGUAUCUGGUUAUACAGAAUAUGAAAGUGAACAUGAAAUCAUUUUAAGAAUGGGAACUGAACUUCGUGUAAAAAGUGAUACAUUAGAGCAUCCAAAUGGAUCUUAUUUUGUUCAUUUAAUUGAAAUUAAUAAGGAAAACAAUAAUAAUAAUUAUACAUCAACGUUAGUAUCAUCAUUAGCAUCAGCAGUAUAUCAAAUGUUUUUUACAACAAAAGCAACAACAACAACAAACAUAAUCAGUUCUAUAUCAAAAUUCAGCAAAUGGAAGCAAGAUGCCAUCACUGUGGCUGGUGGAAAUAGAGAAGGACAAAGAUUAAAUCAACUCAAUAGCCCCACUGGAAUCUUUAUUGAUAAAAAGAAAAAUAUUUUUAUUGUUGAUUGGUUAAAUCAUCGUAUUGUUGAAUGGAAAUAUAAUACAAUAGAAGGACAAAUCAUUGCAGGUAGCUGUAGUAAAGGAAAUCGAGUGGAUGAAUUGAAUGAACCAACAGAUAUGAUUGUUGAUCAACAAAAUCAUUCGAUCAUCAUUGCCGAUUCUGAGAACAAACGGGUGAUUCGAUGGUUUAAUCAAAAUCAACAAAUUCUUAUUCAUAAUAUUGACUGUUUUCGUUUGACAAUGGAUAAACAUGGAUUCCUAAAUGUUUCAGAUUGGAAGAAAAAUGAAGUGAGACGAUGGAAAAUGGGAGAAUACAACAACGAAGGAAUUAUAGUAGCAGGCGGUAAUGGACAAGGAAAUCAAAACAAUCAAUUCAGUUAUCCUAAUUUUAUCUUUGUUGAUGAAGAACAAUCUGUUUAUGUAUCAGAUUGUGACAAUCAUCGUGUGAUGAAAUGGAAGAAAGAUGCAAACGAAGGAAGAAUUGUGGCUGGAGGAAAUGGUCAAGGAGGAAAUCUCAAUCAAUUGUCUCAACCUGCAGGAUUAAUUGUUGACGAUUUGGGUCAAAUCUAUGUGGCAGAUUUUGGGAAUCAUCGAAUAAUGCGUUGGUGCGAAGGAAAAGAAGAAGGUGAAAUUGUUGUUGGUGAAAAUGGUGAAGGAAAUCAAUUAAAUGGUCCCACAGGUUUAUCUUUUGAUGAUGAAGGAAAUAUUUAUGUUACUGAUCGUUGGAAUUAUCGAAUUGUAAAUUUUAAAAUAAUUUUGUAA
Adineta steineri is the source of this 1662-nucleotide messenger RNA. The record is from the annotation of a GenBank genome assembly. NCBI's taxonomy places the organism in Eukaryota, Metazoa, Rotifera, Eurotatoria, Adinetida, Adinetidae.